This is a messenger RNA of Thunnus maccoyii (southern bluefin tuna), 694 nucleotides long. Its product is annotated as serum amyloid A-1 protein-like. Bases 7 to 273 code for a protein of 88 amino acids. The transcript has 2 exons. Gene Ontology annotation, cellular component: extracellular region. The record is from RefSeq and is a predicted model, not a curated record. NCBI's taxonomy places the organism in Eukaryota, Metazoa, Chordata, Actinopteri, Scombriformes, Scombridae.
CGUGACAUGCAUCGAGCAUACAGAGACAUGAAGGAGGCCAACUGGAAAAACUCUGACAAGUACUUUCAUGCUAGAGGGAACCGUGAUGCUGCCCAAAGAGGAGCUGGAGGCAGAUGGGCUGCUAGGGUUAUAAGUGAUGCCAGAGAAUGGGCGCAGGAACAAACGGGUCAUGGUAAUGAGGACGCUGAGGCUGAUCAGAGGGCAAACCGUCAUGGGCGGAAUGGAGGAGAUCCCAACGUUUACAGGCCAAAAGGACUGCCUAAGAAAUAUUGAGGAUGAAAACUGAGAGAAAAAAUGCACAUUUGUGAAGGAUAGAUGUUCAAUGUUCAAUUUAUGGGCUAAGUCUUUUUAUCUACAGGGCCUCACUCUGGCUUGCAGGACCUGACUAUGGCCUCUAAGGUCUCAUAAAAGAGAUGUUGUAGGUUCACGGCGCCAGGUUGGGAGAUAAGGUUGUAACUUUGGAUGGGUAACAACAGCUGCCUGCGUUAUUUUCCAGUUAGAGUUCAUUCUGACACCUAGUGUCGUUGUUCCUCCCCUCCCUGAUGGCGUGACCUGAGCAACUCUAUAAGAAGUGAUUGUUUUCCUGCUUGUGCUAAGUUUUUGGUAUGACUAUAUCCAUGUGUACACUGUGCCAAAGGCUUCUCUGAGCUCAGAUAUUUGUUUUCAAUAAACUCCAUAUAUUCAAGUAAGCAUA